UUUUUAUAUAUAAGUCCUGCCCCACAACAUUUAUUAAGUCGAGACAGUAACAAAAGUUUGCAAAAUGAGGCUGGUUUUUUUCUCAAGAAUGCUAACAGCAUUAGGCAUACUUCUAUUUCGCUGUGUUAUUGGAGAAUUUAAAAGUAACUUCCACACCUUUAACGCACAAAUGAUAAAAGAAGCGAGAAUUUUACACAAAGUAGAAAGUGUUUCUCUUACAAACUGUUACAUAAAAUGUCAAACAACACCAUCUUGCGUAUCUUUUGGUGUAGAGUCAGUCUAUAAAUUCAAGUCUUGCUACCUGUUGGGGAAGUUACCUUCCAAACCAUCUAAAAAAGUGAAGUAUUUGCAAGUUUUAGAAGGUGCAAGUAUAGGAACAGAAACUACUAAAAUGACUCCGGAAAAAACAGAAACAACUGCAAUGACACCGGAAGAAGCAGCAAGUACUGCUACCACACCGGAAAAAGCGACAGAGACUUUAACAACACCGGCAAGAGCAGCAUCAUCUGCAAUGACACCGGAAGAAGUAACAACAACAAGAGCAACUACAACAGCAGAUGUAUCGGCAACAAUAACGCAACAACAGACAACACCGGAUACAGGAAAUUGCAGCUGUCGACCAGAAACUGUUUGCUAUUCAUAUCAUUGUCAAUGUCUGAAGAAGGGAUUCAUCGGAGAGAAGUGCAAUAUAAAUGCAAGUUUUUCUCUGACAUCUCACAUACAGACGAGAAGAGUACCGGUCAUAUUAAAGCCAAUUGCUUUGUAUAAAGAACUCACUAUCACAUUUUGGUUGAUGCUGACAGAAAAUGUAACUUCAGUGACGCAACAUAUUUUCACAAUGUCUCUCCUACCGAUUACGAACAAUCACUGUAAUGACCUUGGGGUGAUUAGAUAUAUAGAUGGGAAUAACUUAAGAGUGUAUAUUGCACAACUAGCGUACGACAUGGUAAUACCAGAACCUGUGCACAAGUGGACUCAUAUUGGAGUUAUAUACAGCGAUCUUGGCUUUAAAAUUUACAUGAACGGAAGAUAUUUAGGAAAAUAUGUAUUUACCAAGGUAAAUGCAAAAACAGUGAACUUUGUUCAAAUUAUACUUGCAAACGAUGCGGACGAAACAACUUCCCAGACAUGCGUUCCCGGGUUAGCAGAGGAAGGUGCCAUUGGGAGUAUAUCUCAUUUCUUUGUGUGGAGUAGAGCAUUAAUUCCAUCAGAGAUAGCGAAGGCGUAUGAAAUGGAUCCCGUGAUGAACGACCUUUUGAUUUCCUGGGAGGAAUUUCGAUUAAACUCAGAUUUAGUGACCCCCUAUCCCUUUUGAUUUGAUAACCAGUUUAAAGACGGUGCACGGACCUCAAUAAUGUCGCUAUUGUUAUGGAACUUGCAUUUUAUGCACAUUUUGACAUUGUUAUUCUAAAAUAAUUUGAAAUCUAUUUCACUUGUUAAAAACAAUAAUUGAAUUGUAAUGUUUUCGCCGAAGCCUUUUUAUUAUGCAAAACAUGGUUCGAUGACUGUAGACGGAGCAGAGACAAACAAUUGUAAUAGAUUUUUAUUUUGCUUCGAAAUUCUCUACUUGUUAGCUUAUAUCACAGAUGAAAAAAGAACCAAGAAAUCUCACUUGUAAAUGGUG
Hydractinia symbiolongicarpus is the source of this 1624-nucleotide messenger RNA. RefSeq lists its product as uncharacterized. The record is from RefSeq and is a predicted model, not a curated record. NCBI's taxonomy places the organism in Eukaryota, Metazoa, Cnidaria, Hydrozoa, Anthoathecata, Hydractiniidae. Bases 65 to 1315 code for a protein of 416 amino acids. The transcript is spliced from 5 exons.